GUCUUUUCGUGGCGGAGUCGAAGUUCCGCAGCGAGAAGGCCAAGGCCACGGCACUCAUCGAAGCCAAGGAUGCUGAAGGGCUGACGGCCUUCAUCACGAAGCCAGAGGUGGAGGCCCGCAACGUGAAGAGGGUCAUCCUCAAGGCGAAAGCCUUCUCGCAAAAUAUCGCGGGGGCACAGGGCAGCAGCGAUGCUGAACCCGCCACCUACAAG
Symbiodinium sp. CCMP2456 is the source of this 212-nucleotide messenger RNA. Lineage: Eukaryota; Dinophyceae; Suessiales; Symbiodiniaceae. The record is from the annotation of a GenBank genome assembly.